Molecule: messenger RNA, 1173 nt
Organism: Letharia columbiana
Lineage: Eukaryota; Fungi; Ascomycota; Lecanoromycetes; Lecanorales; Parmeliaceae
Exons: 10
Coding region: 1-1173 (390 amino acids)
Biological process (GO): NAD-cap decapping; nuclear-transcribed mRNA catabolic process
Cellular component (GO): nucleus; cytosol
Molecular function (GO): mRNA 5'-diphosphatase activity
Source: RefSeq, a predicted model, not a curated record
AUGAGCAACUUUGCUAUUCAGCCCGUGAGCAGGUUCGCGGGUUCCAGCGCAGCAAUUCGGAGGCCCAAAGAAAUUGCCUAUUUUUCCUACGAUGACGACCACGUCUUCCAUUUGGAUGAGCGGUCGCUGAGAUACUAUUAUCCCCCAAACCUCGGAGUGGACCUUUCGAAAGGGUUUGAUACCUUUCAACAGCUCGAUGAUACGGCAGACGAUCAUUUAGACGGUCUCCUUAAGACCAUAAUAGAUCUUGAACAACGGACUGGCACCAAAUGCACUGCUGAAGUUGUGACAUGGAGAGGAAUGAUGACCAAGAUCAUGGCGGCGCCCUUUGACAACAUGAGCGGUUUCGAGAUGAACGCGACCAGAUUCCAAGACAGCAUCUUCAUCGAGGAGAACCACGAGCACAAGCUCGAAUCGAGGAAGCAGCAGCACGCUCAGCCCUCGCGACGUGGUGCUCCUUCACAGGAUCUCAUGAGUUUUUGGGGCUAUAAGUUUGAAACUUUGUCAUUGAUUCCUGAUCAGUGGGAUUCGACUUCGCGAGAAGUCAUUGAAACCCGCGAAAACAUGGUAGUAAAUAAUUACGCCCAAUACUGCUCUGUGGUGAAAACCGGCAUUGGCAAAGCAAGGAUGCUCAUCGGAGGCGAGGUUGAUGCCUUAUGGGACUGCAAGCCGGACAACAGGGAUGAUCCCAUCAACUGGGUAGAAUUGAAGACCUCGGCAGAGAUCGCAAACGACAAGGAUACGCUCAAAUACGAACGCAAACUACUAAAAUUUUGGAUACAGUCGUUCUUACUUGGAGUUCCCAAGAUUAUUGUGGGUUUCCGCAGUCAAAAUGGGAUCUUGCAAAGAUUUGAAGAGCUAGAAACCAAGAACAUUCCGGGAAUGGUCAAACGAGGCAAAGGAAUAUGGGAUGGUAAUCUUUGCAUCAACUUCACAGCCGCAUUUCUCGACUGGCUAAAACAAACAAUCACAACUGAUGGUGUUUGGCGAAUAAGGCGAAGGGAGAGGUCCCCAGUGAUUGAGAUAUUCAGGAAUGAGGAAUCCGGUUGUGGCGAUAUUCUCUCCCCAGAAUUCAUUGAAUGGCGAAACAGUAGGGAAGCGAAUGAGGCAGACGUAGAAGCAGCAAAAACCAGGCUGAUAGAGUCAAUCAACCAAGAGACCUGUCAAUUAUAG